Molecule: messenger RNA, 4581 nt
Organism: Ixodes scapularis (black-legged tick)
Lineage: Eukaryota; Metazoa; Arthropoda; Arachnida; Ixodida; Ixodidae
Product: lamin Dm0
Exons: 10
Coding region: 616-2442 (608 amino acids)
Source: RefSeq, a predicted model, not a curated record
GGGAAAUUGUUUGUUAACGAUCGUGUGCUUCGCCCACGUGGAUUUCGCUUGAACGCGGUUACACUGAGUUUUAGACAUAUUCCAUGCAUAUAUGUUGUGAAUGUCGAGCCGUAAGUUACGUGCAUAUAAUAAUUGCGUUCCGGUUUGAGGUAAGUAGGUCAUUCUGAAUCGCCCGGUGUACCGGUGAGCGGUGUAAAGAGCCAGGGGAACCGUUUCCAUGCAGCAUGUUAAAAGCUAGGAACGACACUGCACUUGCAUAUGCCGUUCGAAUCGCAUAGCGCAGACGCGCAGAGUCAUUCCUAACUUGGGUUGUCGUGGCUUUCCCUUCCACUGUGAAGGUUAUGAAUGACGCAGCGCUAUUCGAUUCGAACCGAUUCGCACGCACACCCCUAAAAUAAUCUCCUAAAAUGAGAGCCAAUCAGCAAUGGAGCAUACACGGAAUACGAAACUAACCCACUGAUUGGCGCAACAGGUCACGUGGCCCUUUUCGGCGGCACUCCGCCAUCUUGGUUUAUAUUGGGCGAGGCAUCAGCGAGCACAUUGCGGGAGGCAGCACUUCAUCUAACGAAUUUCGCAGGGAGAGUUGGCAUCUUGCACGUCCGCACAACCUCCGAAAUGGCGUCGCGGAGCGUCCGCAAACAAGUCGUGACGACCACGACAACGUCGUCGUCCCACAACGUUUCGCAGCAAGACCGCGGGGACAGCCCGGCGAACCCGGCGUCGCCUCGGACACCUCGUUCGUCAGACACCAACGCCGGCGGGAGCCGGGAACGCUCGCACUCGCCGCUCUCGGCGUCCAGGGUGUCGAGAAUUCAGGAGAAGAACGAGCUUGCCCACCUCAACGACCGGCUGGCAGCGUACAUCGACCGCGUGCGUCACCUCGAGUCUGAGAACAGCAAGUUGACCAAGCAGAUAGAGACGAGCCAGGAGACCCGCACCCGGGAGGUCGCCAGCGUGAAAAACCUGUACGACCGCGAGCUCGCCGACGCGCGCCGUACCGUCGACCUGACCGCAAACGAGAAGGCCAAGCUGCAGCUCGACGCUAAGAAGUGGCAGGCAGAGGCUGAGACUCUGCAAGCCAAACUUGCCAAACGAGAACGAGAGUGGUCUGCAGCUGAGCGACGGGUCACAUCGCUUGAGUCUCAAAAUGUGGACCUCCAGGGACGCCUGAAUCAGGCCCUCGCACAACUCAAGGAUGCGGAGGCAGAGCGGGACGCGAUGGCGAAAGAGCUCGAGAAGCUCCGCAAAGAGCUGGAGGCGGAGACUCUGCGGAAUGUUGAGCUGCGGAACAGGGCCAAGACCCUCUCCGAGGACCUCGAUUUCCAGAAGUCCCUCUACGAAAAGGAGCUCCAGGAGGUGCGCGUGGUCAAGCAGACUGAGAUCACGGAGAUCGACGGGCGGCUCAAGGAGCGCUACGAGCAGCGCCUGGCGGACACGCUGAUAGAGCUGCGAGAACAGUACGAGUCUCAGAUGCAGCUGAACCGGGAGGAGAUGCAGGACAUCUAUGAGAACAAGAUGCGUGACCUGCAGAGCCUGCUUGAGCAGCGCUCCAGCGACAGCUCCACCAAGAUGGAAGAGAUGCGGGCAUACAAGUCGCGCCUCGAGGGGCUCAACUCCAAGAUCUCUGAGCUUGAGUCGCAGAACCUGUCCCUCACAGCCCGCGUGCGAGACCUGGAGCGUCUGCUGGACCAGGAGCGGGAGUGGCAUGGCCGGGCCCUGAUGGCCAAGGAGGAAGAGAUCUCCCGGUUGCGGGAGGAGAUCGAAGACCAGCUGCGGGAGUACCAGGACCUACUGGACAUCAAGGUGGCCCUGGACCUCGAGAUCGCCGCCUAUCGCAAGCUCCUGGAGGGCGAGGAGUCCCGGCUCCACAUCACGCCGAGCGCGUCCACCAGCGGGGCGGAAAUGUACACCAGUCCACUGCUCCGAGGCACCAAGCGCAAGCGGACUUUCCAGUCCCACCGGGAGGAGCAGUCGAACUCGGACGUCCAGGUGUCCGCAUCUGCCAAGGGGGACCUGGAGAUCUCGGACCACUGCCCAGACGGAAAAUACGUCAUUGUAAAGAACAAGGGCACAAAGGAGAUUCCCCUGGCCGGCUGGCGGAUCGACCGCAAGUCCGGCAACGACGAGUUCACCUUCCGAUUUCACCGGACUCAUGUCAUCCAACCGGGGACCACCAUCACGGUCUGGAGCUCGGACGCCGGUGCAACACACAGCCCUCCGUCGGACCUGGUCAUGCGCAACCAGCAGUGGCCCCACGGAGAACAGAUGCGCACAGCCUUGCUCAGCGCCGAUGGGGAGGAGGUGGCCUCUCGGGAAAACCGGCGGCGUCAGUUUACGCGCCUCUCCGAAAGGUCGUCCGGCGUGGGAGGAUAUUCGACGGGGCGUGAGCACCUCUUCCACGAGCACGAUCCCAAUGACCCCAACCGCUGCUCUGUGAUGUAAAGACAAGAAGAAAAAAAAAAAAAAGAAAAAACGAAGUCAUUUUAGAGUGGCGGAAACUUAGUGCCAUUUAUUUUAUUGGUUAUAUUCCUUGUCUUUUUCUGUACUUCCCUCUUGACCGAUAUUUUUCUGCCUGCAAUUUUUCAUCCUUUUUUGCUUAUUCGGACAUCAAAAUUUCAAGACAUCGGCGUUGUCCCAAACCUAUUUUGCUGCCGCAUUUUUUGCCGGCAUAUUUUUUUCGUCAUCUUCGUCUUUGCAUUUAUCAUAGGCAGAAAUAAAAAAAAAAAUGGCUUAACAUGUCACCACAUCACCUGUCCAAAGCAUUUUUUGUAACUUGUUAACUUAGUCUUCUAACCCCUUUGUGUGUGUGCUUUUGUUGCUGUCAAUUCAUGACAUAUGUAAUCUAAAUCCUGUUACAUUAAAGUGCCUGUCUUGUUCGUAGUGUAGUGCUUGUUCGUUUAGUUUUGUGGACAGGGGAACCAUGAUUACUUGCAGCAAACCUUGCGUGGUGUUUGGAAUGGUUUUUCCAAACUUUUUUUUUCUGUGUUUGAGAUCAAACCUUCAGUUUUUAAGCCUUUAUCGCUUUAGAAAAAGGGUGUAGUUGCAACAUCACUGUAGUAGGUUUCGGGAGGACAUCAUUCUGCAGCCCUGGCAGCAGUUUCUGAAGCUCUGGUUUCGAUAAGAAUUGUUGGCCUGUUUUUUUUUAGGCAAGCCGACCCCGGUGUGUUGCAAUUGUAAGCGCAGGUCGUACCAAGAUCAACAUAAGUACCUUGUGAACCAUAUUUCUUAGUUUGCCAACUGUACCUGUGAAGUGCUUUUUACCAGAAAAGCAGGUGUAUUUUUAUGUGUGCGACGGGGUUUAUCUGUUCUACGGUACACGCGACUUUGUCCUGAAGUUUAUUCGAAUGCUGACUUUUUUUCCACAAUUUUGUUUGGACUUAUUGUGUGCUACAUCGGAGUACCAUAUUUAUGCUUGGUUUUUAAACUGCCCAGAUGAAAUUGCUGCAUUUGGACAGUUUAGUGGUUGCACUGGUUGUUGAAUGAUGUAUGCUAAUCAAAAACGUUGCAAGCAAGGCUAAUCUGUUGUUUGGGGUUAGUCUUUAGAUUUUCUUUGUCAAGAGAAUAUGGAUCUUGUCAAUCAUUUCCCUCCACUCGCGAUUUUAGCAGUUGCAGUGUUCUCAGGUGUGCACACUUGUAUGCAGUCGUUGAUGUUAAUAAUUGCCAAGGUAAUUGCACUGCUAACACAAAUACCAUUUCACCUCCUCCGCGAUCAUGGCAGUGAGUUUAGGUCCUAACUAUUUUUUUGUCAGUUUCUGGUUACACUCUGUGUGAACUGCUCGAUGUUCUGCCCGCUAGAUUUUUCUACAAGCUUCUUAAUACAACGUAACUGUCGAAGUCCUUCAACAGAACCCUUUUUCGACUGUUGGACAUAGAGCCCCGUUUAGUUUCUCUGUUUGAAAUGGAAUGUGCAGAGUUUUUUCGCUCCUUUCCAUCUUGGGGUGGACCACAGCAGGUGCUACGAGCCAUCGGAGCAAAUCCAGUGCUGGAUUGGCUGGGAUUUCUCGUAGCAUGCACUGCAAUCCAUGACAAGAGAAACAAGGUGUCGAGUAAGAGCUCAUCACUUGUAUUGGGUUUGUCUUUAGUUGUGUAGCCUCUGCAAGCGCUUCUUUCCUUUGUCUUGGAUCCCAGUGGAAGUGUUCGCUACUUCCAAACUCAUUUGUGUCAAAAUGUGUUUCUUGUAUUUUUCGUAUUUUUUUUUGUGGGUAGCGUUUCUUUUAAUGGAAAGCUAAACCUAUGGUGCCAGUUUUCACUGCCAUGCCUCACCUUAGCAUGCACUUGAGUCUUAUUUAACCGUGCAUGGACCCGCUACAUCGCGUUGCUUAUAUUAUCAGAGUUUCCCAGAGUAUCAAAUAUUUUUAGUCUCACAAGAUGUGUUUGCGCUCCUAAAAAAAAAAAGUGCCUAGCCUUCACGUGUCCCCGUCCGACGUUGACCUCGCUUUUGUUCAAAGUGUUACUUUUUCGGGGCACCUCUUUCAAAAGUAUCAUGCUGGUAUGUGACCCUUGCAAAUUAUUCGGCGGUCUCGAUCAGCCGCCCUUCAUUUUUACUGUACAGAUUCGCAAUUAAAAGUUUGUUCAUUCGUA